Molecule: messenger RNA, 4217 nt
Organism: Bubalus bubalis (water buffalo)
Lineage: Eukaryota; Metazoa; Chordata; Mammalia; Artiodactyla; Bovidae
Gene: CRISPLD2
Product: cysteine rich secretory protein LCCL domain containing 2
Exons: 15
Coding region: 230-1669 (479 amino acids)
Cellular component (GO): extracellular region
Source: RefSeq, a predicted model, not a curated record
GCGCGUACGGUCCUCUGACCCACUGCAUCCUUCGGCGGCCCGAGAGUUCCUCAUCCCGCGACCUGCCCGCUGUGUCCGCUGUGCUUGCCCUGCUGUCGCCGCCACUCUGCGCAGGAGACGCCGGCGAGGAGGUGGUUGAGCCGGGCGGAGGGAGAGCACGAGAUCACCCAGCUCUGCCUCAGGCGCCCAGGCCACCCAUCACUCCUGCCCUCGCUGCCGGCGUGGAGCCAUGAGCUGUGUCCUGACUGGCGUCGUGCCCUUGGGGCUGGUGCUGCUGUUCUGCGGAGCCCAAGGCUUUUUCCUGCCUAAUGUCACACAGUUAGAGAAGCUGCUCAGCAAAUACCAGGGGGACCAGCCCCACUCGCGGACGCGGAGGGCCAUCUCCAGGGUGGACCGGGAGGAGAUCCUCGCACUUCACAACAAGCUGCGGGGCCAGGUGUCGCCGCCCGCCUCCAACAUGGAGUACAUGACCUGGGAUGAAGAGCUGGAGAAGUCGGCAGUGGCCUGGGCCCAGGAAUGCAUCUGGGAGCAUGGGCCCACCAGCCUGCUGGUGUCCAUCGGGCAGAACCUGGCCGUGCACUGGGGCAGGCAUCGUUCCCCUGGCUCCCAUGUGCAGUCCUGGUAUGAUGAGGUGAAGGACUACACCUACCCCUACCCCCACGAAUGCAACCCUUGGUGUCCGGAGAGGUGCUCUGGGCCCAUGUGCACCCACUACACCCAGAUAGUUUGGGCCACAACCAACAGGAUCGGCUGUGCCGUGAACACCUGCCCGAGGAUGAAUGUCUGGGGAGAUGUUUGGGAGAAUGCGGUCUACCUCGUCUGCAAUUAUUUUCCAAAGGGCAACUGGAUCGGAGAAGCCCCCUACAAAACCGGCCAGCCUUGCUCCGAGUGCCCGGGCAAGUACCGCGGUGGCUGCAAGAACAACCUCUGUUACCAAGAGACUUACGGCCAGGAAACUGAAACGGACGACAUGAACGAGGUGGAAGCAGCCCCUAGUCCGGAUGAGAAGCACGUCUGGGUCACCCCGAGGGUGAUCAAACCCAAGAAGCCCAAGAAAGACUCUCCUGUGAACUACAUGACCCAAGUCGUCAAGUGUGACACCAAGAUGAAGGACAAGUGUAAAGGGUCCACGUGCAACAGGUACCAGUGCCCCGCAGGCUGCCUGCACAGUGGAGCAAAGAUCUUUGGGACUCUCUUUUAUGAAAGCGCGUCCAGCAUCUGCCGGGCCGCCAUUCACUAUGGGAUCCUGGACGACAGGGGAGGCUUGGUGGACGUCACUAGGAACGGGAAGGUUCCCUUUUUUGUCAAGUCAGAGAGAAACGGCGUGCAGUCUCUGAGCAAAUACAAGGCUUCCAGCUCAUUCACGGUGUCAAAAGUAAAAGUGCAAGACCUGGACUGCUACACCACUGUGGCCCAGCUCUGCCCGUAUGAGAAGCCGGGGACGCACUGCCCAAGAGUUCGCUGUCCAGCGCACUGCAAAGAUGAGCCAUCCUAUUGGGCUCCCGUGUUUGGAAGCAACAUCUAUGCAGACACUUCCAGCAUCUGUAAGACUGCCGUGCACGCGGGGGUCAUCCGGAACGAGAGUGGGGGCUAUGUGGACGUGAUGCCCGUGGAUAAAAAGAAGACCUAUGUGGGCUCGCUCAGGAAUGGAGUCCAGUCUGAAAGGUAACUUCCUGGUUGCAGCAUAGCCACAGCCACCAAUUGACCUCUUUCUGUGAUGCACGGCAUGUCUCUCUCCUGUUCAAGUCCUGCUGAGAAAAAAAUCUCCGACUCUUACCAGGCAGGUCACCCCACCCACUUCCCCACCCUCCUGGUACAGCAUCUGCCUCGUCACAGCAGUGCCCCUAACUGGCCUGCUCUCUUUCCUGGAUACCUCAGGGCCUUUGCACCUGCUGGUACCCAACCCUGGGCCCUCCCAGCUCCUAUACCUCCCAUGGCUGGACCUCAUGUUGUGUACAUCUACACAAAAAUGCCAGCUCCCCAAGGAGGCACCCUCCUGCUGUGGGGUCUCCAUUCACCCUCCCCCCUGACUGUGCCCCCGAUCUAAUCAGAUCCUCAGGACCCACCACUGUCUGCAAUUACUCCUUACACCUAUUUAGCAGUUGAUCUCUCACUCCCAGACCGUAAGCUCCAUGAAGGUAAGAACCCCUUCACAGGUGUGGUUAACCCUGUGUCCCCGACACCCACCCCAAUGCCCAUACAUAGUAGGUGUUCAGUAAAUACUGGUUGAGUGACUGACAAAAUGAUGAGUUCAGCUAUUUGUUCAGAACCAGUUGUAGGAUUUUUAAUACCCUUUAUGAAAAUUGUUCAAUAAUUUUGGGAACAUCGUCCAACACCUUUGGUGAAAAUUGUUCAGAAAUGUGCUGGUUUACAUUCCCUCGUGGGAGCUACAAACUAACCUAGAAAGAGUCAGAGGGCGAGAUUUAGAAAAGGAGGGUGUCUUAUAAUUUAUCAGGUCACACUUGGUUUUCAUCAGACACACACAGUUGUCCACUUUGCUAGCAGAACUGGAGCUUGGUAAAUGUUUGAAGCAUGGACCUUGCCUGAGGCAGCAGGAGGGACCCACCUGAUGGCACAUGAGAUCCAGUUGGCCCACUGUCUGAUGUGCUGAGAAAUAAACAGCCCGUUCAGCAGAGCUUGCUUGUGCCUUCCGGGUGGGGUGGUUGUUCAGUGGGGAUGUCUGGCAGGAACCUUAGGGUUCCCGUCUGGAUGACAGCCUGAGUGGCCCCUGUCCCUGCUUGUUGGGGGUCCUAUGGAUGGGGGCACCCACUGCCCCAUCCGUAGAGUUUCAGAAUCACAAACCCUGGUAAUUGUCCCCAGCAUGUGUAAUAGCCGAGGGCGUGUGGCUCUGAGUGAUUCUCCCAGACGAUUCAUUUGGGCAGAGAAUCCAGGAUAGUCUUGCAGCCCAGAGGCCCGAGGAGGGCCCUGAGCUUCUGAGAAACCUGCAGGGCAGCCAGGGUCGCUGCAGCCCCCACCACAGUGUCCACCCUCUGCCUCUGCGGGCCCAUGGGGGCUUCUGGCACCAACAUUCCGUUGUUUCUGGGUUCUGGACUUUCUCCACUGCCCCCUCUUGCCAAGGACUCCCAUCUGAUACACAUUUCCAGAAGACCCAGCUCAACCAAAAAAAUAUGAAUGGUAAUAAAAAGCCACAUGAGGGGCUGUGCUGGAGGCACGUGGGUUAACAGGCCACCCCGUGCAUAGAUGAGGAGGUUGUGAAUCAUGGUAACCUUCCUGAAACACAAUUCAGCAGGCUGCCCACAUCACCAGUGGGCAUUCCUCUGAUGCAGUAAUUCCACUCCUAGGAGCUUAUCCCUGGGUGCCCUCCUAUAGAUAUAGGCAGCCCCAUGGACCAGGUUGUUCUCUGUAGCAUUGUUUGCAAAAGCAAAACAUUAGAAAUGGCUAAAUAUCCAUCCUCAGGGACCCAGUUAACUAUAUGAUAAUAGCGUGGCACAGUGCCAGUGCCGGAGCCAGAGGAGACACGGGUUUGACUUCUGGGUCGGGAAGAUCCCCUGGAGGAGGGCAUGGCAACCCACUCCAGUAUUCUUACCUGGAAAAUCCCAUGGACAAGGGAGCCUGGUGGGCUACAGUCCACGGGGUCGCAAAGAGUCGGACACGACUUAGCGAGUGAGUACACGAUAGCUUCCUACGAGAGAAUACUAUGCAGUUGGAUCAAAAGCACGAGGAAGCUGUUUUUGUACAGGGAGCCAAUGGCUGUAAAAGGGACAAAAACAAAUGUUGACAGGAUGUGAAGAAGCUGGAAGAUGCUUGUGUGUCACUGGUGGGGAUGGAAAACAGUGCAGCUGCUUUGGAAAAUAGUCUGGCGGGUUUUUAAGAAGUUGAGCAUACAUUUAACACACGACCUAGUAAUUCCACUCCCAGGUAUAUACCCACAAGGAGUUGAAAGCAUACAUUCACACAAGAACCUGUAUGCAAAUAUUCAUUGCAGCAUCAUUUAUAUUUGCCAAAAAUUGAAUAAAUCUAAAGUCCAUCGACUGAGGAAGGGAUUAAUGGUGUGUGAUCUACCCAGGUGAUGGAAUAUCACUUGGUAAGAAAAGUAAUGAAGUGCUGAACACACUACAACAUGUUGCUGUUUUGCUGUUUAGUCACUAAGUCGUGUCCGACUCUUUUCGACCCCAUGGACUGCAGCUUCCCUGUCCUUCACUGACUUCCGGAGUUUGCUCAAACUCAUGUCCAUUGAGUCAGUGAUGCCAUCCAAC